Messenger RNA from Haliotis rubra (blacklip abalone), 2872 nucleotides. Its product is annotated as probable flavin-containing monoamine oxidase A. The record is from RefSeq and is a predicted model, not a curated record. Gene Ontology annotation, molecular function: oxidoreductase activity. Bases 1 to 1557 code for a protein of 518 amino acids. The transcript has 11 exons. NCBI's taxonomy places the organism in Eukaryota, Metazoa, Mollusca, Gastropoda, Lepetellida, Haliotidae.
AUGAGUUCUGAUACUUACGACGCCAUUAUUGUUGGCGCUGGGAUAUCUGGUUUGACUGCAGCCCACAGGUUGAAGAAAAAAGACCCGAACAUUCGCGUGCUGGUCAUAGAAGCUAAAGAUCGAGUUGGAGGCCGAACGUACAGUGUUCCCCUGAAGACUGUCUCUGGGACCGAUGGGACCGAAGGAACGGAUGUCUGGGACCUCGGGUCACAGUGGGUGGGCAGAUGCCAGACCCACGUCAUGUCGUUGCUUUCGGAGCUGGAGUUGGAGACGUACCACCAGUACAGUGAAGGCAGCAAGUUCGUCCAGCUGGAGGACCACAGCAUCCGGACCUACACCUCCACCCUGCCCACCCUGUCAUUCCUGGAACUGAUGGACCUUCGCAGAUUUAUCAACAAGAAACAUUCAACGGCAUUGUGGUGUUUAAUCUCGCGCUGGACAGCAGGAUCCGCUGAUGCCAUAGACGCAGUUGUGCGGUACAUCCUGGGAGUCGAGGCGUCCCAGGUGUCGCUUCUGUUCUUCCUCAUGUACGUCAAUUCCGCCGACGGCCUUGACCACAUCGUGCAGAAAACAGAGGAUUCGGGACAAGACCUGAAGAUUAAGGGAGGAGCUCAGCAAAUAUGCGAGAAGCUGGCCGCGGCUAUAGGAGACAACAGUGUCCUGUUGAAACAGCCAGUGUCAAACAUCAAGCAGGAGUCGGAGGGCGUCAUCAUCACCACGUCAAACGGCACAACGUUCAAGUGUAAACGGGCUAUCGUCACCAUUCCGCCUAGCUUACUCAACAAGGUCCAUUUCGAGCCUAUUCUGCCAAUAUGCAAGCGGGACUACAUAAGCCGGGCUCCACUCAGCAACAGGAUCACAGCCAUUGUCACCUUCAGAGAGUCGUUCUGGCGAGACCGGGGAUGGUCGGGUGAGAUUCUGUCCAGUGGGGGACAAAGUACAGUAAGCAGAUGCGACUCAGGUCCUCUCUGCUUCGCCUGUGACGCCACUUCCGCUGACGACAACCCUGCCAUCAUCGCCUUCAUCGGCGGUCAUCAAGCUGUCCAGUGGGGUCAGCUGCAGAGGGAGGAGAGGAAACGCGGGGUACUUGAAUCCCUCUCCCGAUUCUUCGGCCCCGACGUCUUUGGCUACGUGGACUACGCGGAAAGGGACUGGAGCCAGGAGCCGUACACCGAUGGGGGACCUCUGUGUGUCGCCAACCCUGGAGCCAUGAUGUACUACAACAAGGCGCUACGCCAACCUUUCGGCAAGAUUCAUUUCGCAGGGACUGAAACAGCGACGGUCUGGAUUGGCACCAUGAACGGCGCUGUUCAGGCGGGCUUGAGAGCAGCGACGGAAGUGCUCCGAAUCAUCAAACCGGAAGUUGUGACGCCAGACGACCUUGCCAUUCUAACCACCAACCGAACACGCCAGAAGAAAUCUGUGCGGCGGAAAGCCAAAGCGCCUAGUUGGGUGACACUGACAAUUGGACUCGGUUCACUUAUCACCAUCUUGAUUGCCAUGGGCACUCGGGACAAACUGCAACACCUUCUCCAAGGCGUUUCUGCUCAAAACUAGGAUUUUGUACAAAUACCUGAUUCAGUUCGAAAUACUAUGUCGACAAUGUAAUUGAAACAGGUACUUUUCCACGCAGAUCGUCAACUUAAGGGCCUUUUCCUUACAGACAUUUUAUCUCCAUUUUAUUAUAAAAAUACCAUGGACCUAUUCAUUGUUAUAGCUCAGAGAUUAGUGAGGCGUUAAACAAACCAAAAACAAAAAACCAAACACAUGUACAUAAUAUAGUCGGAAUUGUAAAAUCGCCUCUUCUUUUAGUGAAGCGGUGGGGUAGCCUCAUAGUUAAAGCGCUCGCUCGUCACGCCGAAGGCCCGGGUUCGAUUACCCACGUGGGUACUGUAAGUGAAGCCCAUUUUGGUGUCUCCCGCCGUGAUAUUGCUGGAAUAUUGCUACAAGCGGCGUAAAACCAUACUCGCAUUCGCACUUAUUUUAGCAGAAGCCUAGAAACAGCAGCCCACACUCGUGAAACAAGAGACACUAUGUGCCAGGAAUGAUUAAAUUAGUUGCUAUAAAGAAUACCAAUGGAGAUAUACCCUACAUAAACGAGGAUGGUAUCUGACACGUGAAACUAAUGGCCUGUUUCCAGGGAAUAAAUCAGUUUCCAUAGUAUCAGUAUAAACCGCUGUGGACAAAGUCAAUUGCAGAAACAUGUUCGUUCCAAGUUCAGUAUGAAACAUACAACUUUAUGGAUGACAACUUCUUGUUUAUUGCAUUAAGCGACGUUUCGAUCUAGAUUCUUACAUCGUUAUCAAGCUAAAAGUGACUACAACCAAAUGAUGAGAGGUAUAUAUACAUAGUAUGUUUUGACAAACAGCAGAUUAAUAUUAACAACAUGUAACUGAAUAACAGCUGGUACAUAAUUGGGAGAGGUCAGCGGGAAACCAAGAACAACAAAUGUGACUCCCGUUUGGCUCACCAAUUUCUAGAAUGCCGAUCAAACAAUUAUUUAAUAUGUAAGCAGUGUCAUUAUAUGUUCUGUAACACACUGAUUAUAUUUGCAGGUAUAUUUUGGCAAAAUGUGAAACAGUGUCGAUUCUUUUGUUUAUCGUUCUCUGUAAAAGACCAGAAAUCAAUUCACAAAACAGGACUUUUUUCGUUUUCGUACCCAUAACUCUUUCCUAAGUAAGUAUCUUACUCAAAGUCUUUUCUUGAAUUACUGCGUGGAAUGAAUUUGUGUUGUAUCAUUUUCAAACCAUUUUUGUUUGUGUGAUUUGUCACUCAGGGAGACAUUUGUUUAGGUGAGAUUUAUCUCUCUGUUUAAGUCUUUUUGUCUUGAUAUUUUGUCGAAUGCUCCGAAUAAAUCAAAUAUGCAGCUUUU